Molecule: messenger RNA, 691 nt
Organism: Mugil cephalus (flathead mullet)
Lineage: Eukaryota; Metazoa; Chordata; Actinopteri; Mugiliformes; Mugilidae
Product: DLA class II histocompatibility antigen, DR-1 beta chain-like
Exons: 2
Coding region: 263-691 (142 amino acids)
Biological process (GO): antigen processing and presentation of exogenous peptide antigen via MHC class II; positive regulation of T cell activation; immune response
Cellular component (GO): MHC class II protein complex; membrane
Molecular function (GO): MHC class II protein complex binding
Source: RefSeq, a predicted model, not a curated record
UUUUUAAUCACUGGGAUGAUCGUCGGCGUUAUUUUUUUUCAGUAGCGGGUAAUCUAACUAAUUACAAUGUCUAUGUAACAAGCCGUUACUGAAAAUUAAGUGGGGCGCGUUAUAAACUAAAGUGUGAAGUGUACAUUUUUGUGAUGAAGAAAACAGUGGAAGUACAGUAGCCUAUAACCCCUUUCACAUCGAGCUCUGAUACUGAUAUAUCCGCCUGUUACAUUCUGACUCGACGGCAGAUGCUUACUUUGGAAACGUUUUGAUGCGCUGCCAGUUCACUUCAUACACUGAUUACCUUUACCUCAAACAACUAUUCAUUGAUAAGGUGUUACUGGGCCAGUUUAACAGCUCUGUGGGAAAGUACAUCGGUUUCACGGAGAAGGCGAAGAAAUUAGUGGAAGUACUCAACAAAGACAAAGGGUUUAUGGAACAAGAAAAAGAGAAUGAAGCAAAGUGCAAAGACCACCUCUCACUAAUGACUGACUUCGUUUCAAAAUCAGUUGAGCCGACCGUCAGGGUGGAGUCAGUUAAAGCAGCGAGCUCCAAUAAACCAGGCAUAAUCUCCUGCAGUGCGUACAACUUUUAUCCCAAAAACAUCCGACUGAAGUGGCUCAUUGACGGAAAGGAGGUGACAUCAGACGUGAUGUCCACUGAUGAGCUGCCCAAUGGGAACUGGUUCUACCAGAAUUAA